This is a messenger RNA of Aspergillus viridinutans, 738 nucleotides long. RefSeq lists its product as uncharacterized. NCBI's taxonomy places the organism in Eukaryota, Fungi, Ascomycota, Eurotiomycetes, Eurotiales, Aspergillaceae. The transcript has a single exon. Gene Ontology annotation, molecular function: acyltransferase activity, transferring groups other than amino-acyl groups. The coding region runs from base 1 to 738 and encodes 245 amino acids. The record is from RefSeq and is a predicted model, not a curated record.
AUGUCCCCAACAACAACAACCACCACGGCAUCAACCACCGCCACCAAAAACCAAAAUGACCCCCAAGAAAUCCCCGAAUUAAAAACCUACCCCGCCACCACAAAAGACGACCUCAUCCCCGCCCUCCGCCUCAUCGCCGACUCCGUCGCGCAACAGCGCCAAACCGCCGCCCGCGCUCUCAUCUUCCACCCCCUCUGGCUAUCUGCCAUGGUCGCACUGAUCGCAGUCGCCUACAAAGUGCUCUACACCGAUUCGUCUGACCUCCCGCUCAUCGGGACGACGGGCGCGGGGUGCGUGAUGGCGGGGUUGUUGGCUGUGCGCGGGUUGACGGGGGGGUAUAUCGAGGAGGCGGAGAGGGUUGGGAGGUGGGAGUGGCUCAACGCUCGCUCUAGCACUGGCCCUGAAGAGCAGGAGCAGGAGGUUCUGGUGACAAAGUUCGGGGAGAGGAUUAUCGGGGCGGUUGUGCUGCGUGGUGUUCCUGCCGCUGCAGAGGACAAAGUGACGGGAGUUAUUCGGGCGUGGACGGUUGAGAGACGGUACCGCCGGAAAGGGGUGGGUGUUGGAUUGCUGGAGGAGGCGGUUGGGGUGUGUCAGGAGAAGGGAUGGGAGGGGCCUGUGUUUGAUGAGGAGCAUGCGAAUGCGAAGAGGGUGUUGCCGGGGUUGUUUAAUGGGGGGUUUGAGAGGAGGGAGAAAUGGGCGAGGAAGGUGUUGGAGGGGGUGAAGAAGAGGAUGGAGUAG